Magallana angulata is the source of this 8081-nucleotide messenger RNA. RefSeq names its product partitioning defective 3 homolog. Gene Ontology annotation, cellular component: cell cortex; adherens junction; apical junction complex. Gene Ontology annotation, molecular function: protein binding; phosphatidylinositol binding. NCBI's taxonomy places the organism in Eukaryota, Metazoa, Mollusca, Bivalvia, Ostreida, Ostreidae. The transcript has 22 exons. Gene Ontology annotation, biological process: microtubule cytoskeleton organization; cell adhesion; establishment of centrosome localization. Bases 2135 to 6328 code for a protein of 1397 amino acids. The record is from RefSeq and is a predicted model, not a curated record.
UAUCAUACAAUUUUUUAACAGAUGAUAUACGAUAUUGUGUCAAAACAGAAUCCAUGAAUAUCCAAGAUCAUAAAGUAUGAUUUUCAUUUAAUAUGAUAAAGGUGGUCUCAUAAAGGUGAAGUCUCAUAAGGGUGAUGUCUCGUCUCGGUGAGCUUUGUAAUCUGUGAUUACCUAUGUUUGAAGAUGUUGUGUUGAACUCAUCAGAUUUUCUCUGAGUGGCUAGAGAAUCUGAUUUUCAUAUGGGUUUUGUAUUUUAGCUUAAUUGGCUUACCAUAACCUAUUCAAGGUAUGAAGAGUGUGGAAUCAAAAUUAUCACAAAGAUUAUACUUUCCAGUGAACUGAUGUUUCAGCAAAUGUGGAGAAAAAAGUCUCUCCUGAUUUGUUAUGUCUGGACAUAAUUCUUAUCCACAGACACAAACUUUGUCCUUUCUUGACCUUAUUUGCCUGUGCAUUGUGAUUUUAAUAAUGUAAAAUGCAUGUGAAAAAAAAUUAUCUGGAUGAAAUUCAGAAAAAUAAAAACCAUAUGCAAGAGUGUAUAUUAUGAGACACAACAUGAAAUGUGGGUUAUAACGUAAAAACAUCAAGCAUAUGUUAAAAAGAUCUAUGGAAGGAGGUGUUGGAUUGCUUGCAUCAAUUAUAAAUACUUCUAUUCGAUGGAAGAUGCAUAUGCUUUGGUAGAAAGUUUGUAUAUUAGAGAUCUAUAUAUGUGCACAGUCAUGCCAUAGAAAAGGGACAAUUUCACAUACAAUUGGUCGGAUUUCUAGUAAUUCACUUAUCCAUCUUUUAAUUAAAGGUGUAGCCUCCUCCUAGUUGAUUGUGUUGUAAAUAGAUUCUGCCUUAAAGAUCAUUAGUUAGAAGGCUUAAGAAGGAAAAGCAAAGAGAACUUGAUUGAAUUAAAACACUCGGUGCACGGGUUUAAAUAUCUGACGUUUUGUUUUUUUGGCACUGAGGUGCACGGACUUUGUUCACAGUGCCACAAGUCUGCGUAGGAUCUGUGCCAGCUCUCGCUCUUAUUUACCCUAGUUCUGUGUGGAUGGAACAGGAGUGGAACCAUUCAGUGGUAUUAAAGGGAGUAGUACCUAUAGUACUGAAAACUAAGUCUCACUGAAGGAAGAGUAAAGUAGUGUCAAGAAGAUUUGUUAUGAAAUGACAUGUAGGAAGUCACAAUGUACAUGUGCAUUCAAAAAUAGUGAAGAAAUAUUGAAGAAUUCAGACUAGAAAACCUAUAGUUCUUAUUCUAAUGGAAUAUACUUUGGAAAGUCACACUGCUGGAAGUGUAUAUAUUAUAUGUUGUUUUGUUGAUGUACUUGAAUAUAUGACAUAACAAGGGAAGUAACUUUGUAAAAAUAGUGAAGAAAAUUUAAAUUGUUUAAGUGCCUUGGAAAGUUUCCAAGCAGGAAGCAUAUAACAAAAGUGUACUCAUACCUGUUGUUAAUUUUGUUUGGAUUUUAAAAUAUUGCAACAAAGAUCACUUCAGCUGUUCACAGUGAAUCCGGAUUUGAAUUGUUUGGAAUACAAUGGAGGACAGUGAGACACUGCACUGGUUUCACAGUCUGUGUUCUCCCUAUGCCCUUGUUACGUCAACAUCAGGGUCUCCCAAACAAUUCCACAGUCACAGGAGGCGGGCACCAUUCAGAUUCAUUUUAUUUAUCGUGAUGUGUGGAAUUUAAAAGGCCGUUCUAUCAGGAUUUGUGGUUUUUGGAAAAAAAUUAUUGUUAUCUUGAGGCUUGUUAAAUAAAGAUUUGAUUGCACUGAAUGCAUGUGUUCAAGGCAAAUGUUAUGCAAUUCAAUUACCAGUACUUGGAAUACCUGAAUGAGAACAAUUGUUGGAUAUAAUUCAUCACUUGGCCUGAUUUGACAUGUUUGAGGUUUAAAUCAGAUCUAAAGGAAGAAAACAGAAAUUGGCUCUCAGAUCUAUCAUAUGGAUGGAUUCUGCACGUUUUGUAAUCAAGACGGAGUAGGAUCAGUUUUUAUCCAACAGUAGGAGAACUCUGUAAUGCAGGAAUCUAUACUUUAGAAAGUUACAAAUGAGGCAACACCGACUGCAUUGACAACAUGAUAAUCUGUGCUUUAGUGACAUCAUGCACUUUGUCUGUCUGUCUGUCAUUGUAAGGAUAAACAGAUUGAUGGAAUAAUGGAUGACCUUAGAUCUGGAGUCCAUGUACUAUCAUGGGUACCACUGGAUGACAGUGGGUACUACCCGACUAGUAUGGUGGAAGAGCCAUCAGAUUCGGAGGACUUGGAAGUGGAGAAAGAAAUGGCACCAUCUGGUGACAAGGGGAAGGCUCCGAUCAGCCGAUUUUCUCGGGACACAUGGCGACAGUCCCUGGGCAACCGUCCUGACAUGUAUAAAUGGCUGGAGGCUCAGGAGAGGCAGCAGGAGCGGAUGGAAGGACCCAUACAUCCGAUGGAGAGACGUGAACCAGUGGGUGGAGUCAGUACAGAACCAGGGACCGACUCAAGAGUGGACCACCACACACACAGUGGCAUUUUGAUCCACCUGCCUAAUGACGGUGGUCCCCUUGGGAUCCAUGUGGUGCCAGACUACGACGACUCGGGAAAAGAACUCGGGCUUCUGGUGCAAGGUGUAGAGGAAGGAGGGAGGGUGUUUAAAGAUGGCAGACUACGAGAAAAUGACCGCAUCAUUGAUAUCAACGGACAGACACUCAUGGGAGUCACAUUCUCCAAAGCUCAAGACAUUUUCCGCUCAGCCAUGAAAGACAACAACAUAAGACUGAGAAUCAUCAAAAAACAAGCCCCUCCCCCUCUUCCCAAACAGCCCCCACCCCCCAUAAUGCCAAAACCCAAGAACCACACCCCAGCUAAACCCUCUCCCCUUACCCUGCCCCCACCACGGUUGAAUGAAUCAGACCUGUCCAGUCCGACCGGUCCAGAACAGACCAGUACCCCCAUAGUGUCUGUACAGAACAGUAGCAGUAGCAGUAUAGAAGGAAUUAUCCCGUCCCCCAUUAAGCCAGUCAUACCUGCCAAACCAACCUCACCCACAAAGAAGGUCCCCCCUGCCAUCCCGACCCGGAAUCCAGACACGACUCUAUCAACGGGCAAUGCGACCAAGGAACGCAAUAAACUGGUGGCCCCCACCAACACCAAGAAAAUUGGCAAGAAGAUGGAGAUCACAUUAGUCAAAGGUCCAGUUAGCCUCGGUUUUAGUGUGACCACCAGGGAUAACCCGGCAGGAGGGGAUUCCCCGAUCUAUAUUAAGAACAUCUUGCCCAGAGGUGCAGCCAUCACAGACGGCAGGUUGAAGGCGGGAGACCGACUGCUGGAGGUUAACGGAGAGGACCUGACCGGUAAGACCCAGGCUGACGUGGUAUCCCUGCUCCGGAACGCUCCCAUGGGAAGCUCCGUUCGAUUGGUCAUCUCCAGGCAGGAAGUGAUUGAUGAGAAGUUCCAGGUGCCAAGAGAGCUGCGAGACAAUUCCGUCUCAGAAACCCGUCCUGUCUUACAGCCGCCAGAAAAAACUGGGGACACCGACGGACUGCUGACGGCCAAUCGGAACAAGGAGAUCCUUCGCCUGGACAUUCCCCUGUCUGAGUCAGGCUCAGCUGGCCUGGGGGUCAGUGUCAAGGGCAAAACUAUGACAACUGACAGAGGCACGCGGGACCUGGGAAUUUUUGUCAAAUCUGUGAUUCAUGGAGGGGCAGCUAGCAAGGACGGACGUCUGGCGGUCAAUGACCAGCUGAUUGAGGUCAACAGUGAGAAGCUGAUGGGGCUGUCCAACACAGACGCCAUGGAGAUGUUACGCCGCGCGAUGCAGCUGGACGGUCCCAUUCCAGGACACAUCCACCUGGUGGUCGCCCGUAAAAUUGGGGCACCCUCCCCCUCCCCCUUCACUCAGGAAGCCUCCCCUGAUGCUUUUGUGUUUGGUGCUAAUAAUAGAAUGGUUCGCGAGACCGACCAUGCAAAACAUUCUCUUAUGAAGGAUGCUGAUAUGGUUGAAUCACCCCGACUGGACUACAUGGACGGGGGUUCCGGGAAGGCGAGGAAUUUCUUGAUAGAUCGCCUGACUAACGGGGGACUACGGAACGAAUCCUACACCAAGGCGACUCGAGACGAGUUGGAUGAUAGUGCUAUGUCACAUGACCAGGACGAUGGAUUCCGUAAUCAGUCCUACAAUCUAGCCCUGCGGGGCAGUGGCAAUAUCUUGUCUCCGGGGACUUCGCCAUUUAAACCCAUGCAGAAAAGUACCCCCUUUGUGGACCCCAAUGUCAUGAUUGAGAAUGAUGACGAGGAGAUGGAGAGCCGCCAGAGGAUGCGGCCCCACUCCACCAUCGGCUUUCUCCAUCACAACCACUCUAACAGCUCAAGCUCCGAGGACCUGAACCAGCAGCCUGUGUGGCUCCAAGGUGGAGACUGGGGACCCCCGGGGAGUCCAGGGGGAGAGGCGUUGUCCCCAACAAGUCCUCUAGGAGAGUUCAAGCGCGAAGGCUUUGGUCGACAGAGCAUGUCCGAAAAACGAAAAGGUCAUAUUGAUCCAAGUCGCAGUGAGGUUUAUCAACGUGUCAAAUCAAGUCGGCAACGAGGAUUUGGAGAGGGUCGAAGAGCGGCAUCUUUUCAUGUCACCGGUGGCGCCAUGGGAAGUCUGAAGCGAGUCGGAUCAGCGGAAUCUCUCCUGAGUCGGAACUCUAGGAAUCGCCCCCGGGCGUCUCGGUUACCCCCCUUACCCGUGCAUGGCCAGCGCAUUACUGACCGGCGGGCAGUAGAGCCUCCACAGUCCAACCUCAAGCGAUUCAGCUCCCUGGAGAAUCUGGCCCAGAUGACCCCUGGGGACACAGACGAGAGUCGGGAAAGCUUGAACGCAUCUCAGGAGAGCCAUGAUGACUCACAGAGGGGCGGAGUCAAGCUGGGCCGGGGGCGGGGCUGUAAUCUUAGUUUCCGGGCCGCCGUGGACCGAUCGUACGACCCAGUGCCUCAGGAACUCAGUACCAUGGAUCCGCAAGUCCAAAAUGAGAAUCAGGAAGGAAUUCUGGAAUCCAGUGGUGGCUUCACUGUAGGAGAACAUGUGGAGGAGGAGAGCAGUGAGGGAGGGUCCGUAACACAGGCGGCCAUCAAUAACUCCGGACAUUCCUCCAUGAGCAGCGAGGCAGAGGAGGCCAAAAAAUCCAAGAAGAAACAGACCAAGGAGAAAAAAGGGCCGGGCGGCAUAUUUAAAGGCUUGCUGAGGAGAAGCAACAAGAACAAACGAGACGAGACUAAAGCUGAGGAGACAGACAGACAGGCAGAGCCUGUAGAGAAAGGUCAUGACAGAAUUCAUGAGCAAGUCCGACAGUUACAGGAUCAAAAAUCCAAUGCAGAGUUCAUGAAGCUUGAGCAGAAAUACUCUGAUGGUGCUCCUCAAUUCUCUCUCCACUCGCCUCAAAUCCAGGGCAGUUCCAUAAUCACGGAGGAUCACUCCCAAACCUCAAAUAAUUCAUCCUCACGCUUCACUGAUCACUCCUCACACUACACAGAAAGCUCAUCAAGGUUGACGGAUAAAAAUCCCUCGUCUUACAACGACUACCAGUCACAGUUUGCCGGCCACCCCCAACCGUCUAGAUCCAUCGUGGAUCCAGAAUCCAUGUCUCGUGCAGAGUGGAUCCAGCAUCUGAGGCGUGAACACCAGCGUCGGCAUCAGGAGAGGGAGGGGCAUUAUCCCCUCGAUGACCGGGAGGAGAGAUACGAGAAGGAGAUCCAGGCGGAAGAGACCAUGGUAGGGACUCCUUGGCAAGAUGCCAGGGACUUAGCUUGGCAGAAUGCCAGGCACAGCGCUAACCAGCGGUAUGGGAAAAGUGCAAUACCAGAAAACAUCCUGUAUCCACAUCAUCCACCCAGCUCUGUUGUCCCUGACAACAGUUACCUUGGAUACCAGGGAAACAGGACACAAAGCACGGGACAUUCCUAUCCUGAGAGACCACACAGCAGACCAGCCUAUCAGGAGCCAUCAUCCUAUCACCAUAACUACCAUUACCAUGACAACAUCAUUCAUCAACGUCAGCGUAGUAAUGAGUACAUUCCUCCGCGCCAGCAGGCCAUCGAACACUUCCAGCACCACAGACAGAACAGUGAUCUAUCGGAGCAGCACACCCAGGAAUUCUACUCCCGACGCCCCCCUCUACAGCCCCGCCCCUACACCCCCAAGGAACACUGGCAGAACACAGAGAGUGCCCCAGCAAUGAUGAAACAUUACCCCCAUCCCCAGGCUCCUCCUGGCCCGGGACCCCAGUAUGGGGACCCCAUCUUUGCUUACAGGGACCCCAUCUAUCCUUCCAUGGCGGGUAAACGUUCUGUACAGUCUCUGUCCUCACAGCCUGGUUCAGCCAAAGUCUGACACCCCACCCCCCAAAUAACUGGGACUUUGAUUAACUCAUUGGACCCUGUGGUUGUGCGGUUUGUUCUUGGUGUUGAUACAGAACAUGGUUGUGUCAUGAAGACAACAGUGUUUGUUCUGUUUGAAGACAAAAAAUAUAUGUUUUAUAAGAGGAAUGGCUGAAGACAACAGUGAAGUGUUCGGGAGAUAUGCUAGUACUGUUUUUGGAUGAUGUGAAAGAAGCUCUCCAGUGUUGUGAUAAAUUAUAUAUUUGUCUACUGCCAGAAAUCCAUGGAGCUGCCCAGAUCCAUCAAAUCUUUUCUCUUUUUUGCGGAGAUUAUGAAAUCAAGGCAUUGAGAUUCUCUUCUUUGUUAUGGAUGACUGAACGGCAAGGGGGUGGUUAUGCUGCUACAGAAAAGCAGCAUAGCCUCAAGGAUUAUAUGAAUAUUCGACAGCAGCCAUACGAUUCAUACAACUGUGUGUCUGCUUGAUAUGUUUAAUGAACAUGCUUCAUCCUCAUUUCAUUCAUAUUCCUGCUUAUUCAGACAAGGAUACCACAAAGAGUUACAAGCACCGUAUGUGAUAAUUACCAUAUUUAUCAUUUACAUGUGGACCACAACAAAGAGCCAGAUUAUUAUGCAGAUGUCAUACAAUCACUUCAUGUUUAUGCAGAUUUUAUGCUAAUUUAUUCAAGAUAUGCAAAUAACUUCCAAUUAUUUUUAGCAUAUGCAUAUGAGGGUACAAAUAUCAUUACAUAAUUUGCCAGAUAUUCAGAAAUUUGUUUAAUUUAUCAUAAAAGAAAUGAAUUAUUUUAUAACUAUACUCUUAUUAGACAGAAAAUGAAUUUCAAGAGCUUAUGUUGGUGUCUUUUUAUUAAUAUUCAUGAGUGUGCAAAUAAUAUUGUUUACAUUAAACAUUCCGCAUUCAAGUUAUAUAUGUUAUUAUAAGUAGGUAUGAUUAUUUUAUCUAUAUUUUUAUAUGCAUUCUUUUUACUACGAGGAUAACUUUUCUAAGUCUACAGAACAUUCAAACACUAGGAAAAGUUUUAGAUUUUAUUUAGGGAAGUUCAGUAGGAUAAAGAAAAUUAUCCAAAAUUGUAUUUUAUUUUUUAACAACAUUUAGUAUUGUACUCUAGGAUUAAUUUUAAGACUUUGUCUCAAUAAAGGAAAUCAAGUUGCUUUAAAAUUUAAGUUGUUAGAAAUCUAGGAGAAUCUAGGUACUACAUAGUUGCAGUGGUGAUAUUGCAUCAUUUACUUGUGUAGAAUUAAAAAGUAUCAAUAAGGUAUAAUUCAGUAGAAUUUUUUUAACAAAAAUUUUUACAUGGAAACACUCUUGUUGGUUGUGACCCAUUAUAAACUGGAUGUACGUCUGGUUUCUUAGGCAAUAUGAUGGAUGAUGCUGGUUUCUUGCUUCCUUUUUGGGUCUUCUAUCAAUACAUAACAGGCUUGUUUUGAAACGGUGUGAUAUCAAGUAAAGUUAACUAAUAAUUAUGUUUUAUAGGGUAAUGUUUCAAGACAGAUAAAGGACUCUCUUUGCCAAUGCAUUAUUUCCAUGAAUAAAAACGUUUGAGAUUUUUAGUGUUCUAAACGCACUCUUUGUCUAUAUCUUUCUAUAUCUAUAUCAAUUAUUGAGGGGCCAUGUCUAAUUUACAGUAUCAUUUUGUCAAUGUUAAACCUUUGUAUAUAUAUAAAGAUAAGUGGCAAUGAAAUCCACUGUUUUAUAUGUCAUCAAAUUGUUGCCUUAAAACUAUUAAAUAAAAAGUACGAAACCAUAA